Messenger RNA from Vittaforma corneae ATCC 50505, 1980 nucleotides. RefSeq lists its product as uncharacterized. Gene Ontology annotation, molecular function: alpha,alpha-trehalase activity. The record is from RefSeq and is a predicted model, not a curated record. NCBI's taxonomy places the organism in Eukaryota, Fungi, Microsporidia, Nosematidae. The transcript has a single exon. The coding region runs from base 1 to 1980 and encodes 659 amino acids. Gene Ontology annotation, biological process: trehalose catabolic process.
AUGCUUUAUUGUAACCUGAUAUAUGGCAAUGUACUAUAUUUUAUUAUUUUAUUUGAAUAUGCACAAGGAUAUAAAAUUGAUUUCAGUAUCAAUGACAAUAAAGUUGACAAUACUCUAUCACUUUUGGAUGAGCAUAAUGUCAAAGAUAGCUUUACUUCACCAGAUAGACUUUUAAAGUAUAAUAUUGAUGAUGGUGACACAAAGAGUAUGCUUGAUAAGGAAAUUCACAUCUCUACAAUACAAAAUAUUCAAAAAUACUUGACUUCAAGCCUUGAUCAUCCGGAAAAAAAGAAAAUAACUGUAGAGAAUUUGUUAAAAGAAAACUCUACCUCUUCACCUGGAUGUGAUAUUUCAGAUUAUACUCCUGUGGAUUUCUCCCAAGAUAUUUCUCACAUUAAAGCUUCCAAAAAUAGUAGCCUAUCUAAUAUUCUAAAUGCCCUUAAUCAAAAUUGGAAACACCUCUCAAAGAUAUCAAAUGGAUCAUUUUCGGAAAAAAGCACAUUGAUCGAUACUGGUCUUCCCUUCUUUAUACCAGGGGGUAGAUUUAGGGAAUUCUAUUAUUGGGAUUCUUAUUGGAUUCUUAAGGGAUUAUUGGGGUUAAAAAUGGAAGUUUCUGCUAAAAAUUUAAUUUUGAACUUAAUGAGAAUGAUUGAACUAUUUGGAUUCAUACCAAAUGGUUCUAGGAUAUACUAUAUUGGAAGGUCACAGCCGCCAUUGUUUACCCAAAUGAUCUAUUUACUGUAUGAAUAUGAUUCUGAAAUGUUUGGAAAGUUUGUUUUGGAAGAAGCUUUGAAUGCUGCUAUUAUUGAGUAUAAAUGGUUAGAAGCUAAUAGGAAAGUAAAGAUCACUAAGAAUGGAAAGGUAUUCUACCUAAAUAGAUAUUAUGAAAAUUCGCAAAUACCCAGAUUGGAAUGCUUCAGGGAAGACUUGGAUGUAUUUAAUGAAAAGAUUAGCAAUCAACCAUUACAUAGUAAGAAUAUAUCCAACAAAUCGUUACGUGUAAAUCCAUUAGUAAGCGGUAUAUAUUCUGGUAAAAAUCAAACGAGAAAUGAUGUAUAUCAAGAUAACUUGAUUGAAGAAGGUGAUGGCCAUUCUGAUAGAUCAAAUUUAAAAAAUAUUCUAUCUAAUAGUUAUGAUAUUCUGGAAUUAUUUACUCAUAUUAAAUCUGCAGCUGAAUCUGGCUGGGAUUUUUCUUCUCGAUGGCUUGGAGAUGGGAUUAAUCUCAGAACAAUACACACUGCAGAUUUUAUACCAGUUGAUCUCAAUGCAAUAAUCUAUAAAAAUGAAAAGAUUCUUUCAUAUUUACUCAAAAUUAAAGGAAAUAGUAAACUGAGCGAUAAAUUUGCAAAGAAAGCUCACAAAAGGCUCAUUGCAAUUCAACAAGUCUUAUGGAAUGAUGAGCUAGGCGUUUGGAAUGAUUUUGAUUUUAAGAAUCAGAAGCUAAACGAUUCAAGAUUUUAUUUCAGUAAUAUUACACCUUUAAUAUUUGGUAUUAAUCCUCCUAUUGGGAACUAUAGGCAGAUUUUAUUGAGAUAUAGCAAGACACUUUUUGGAUAUCCAGGCGGUAUUCCAGCAAGUGAUAAUUACAUUGAUGAUAAAAAGUGUGCUCUUGAACUUGUGUUUUUACAUCAAUGGGACUUUCCUAAUGUUUGGGCGCCUCAUCAGAGUAUGAUGGUAGAUUUUCUGAUUGAAAAAGGCGAAAGUUCAUUUGCUUUACACGUAGCUAGGACAUUUUUUAACAACGUUAAUGCUGGGUUUAAGAAACAUGGAGUAUUUUUCGAAAAAUAUCUGUGUAAUAAUUCUGGAUUAACGGGAAAUGGUGGUGAAUAUCCUCCUCAGGUUGGUUUUGGAUGGACAAAUGGAACGAUCAUUGAUUUUAUUAUAAAAUUUGAUGGAAAAAUUUCAGAAGCUUUUGAUCAUAAAAAAUCAUAUGAAGAAAUUCUAAAGCAGUUAAAAUAUUCAAUAAAUAACAAUGUAUGA